AUGAAUCUCUAUCAUCAUCCACAACGGCUACUCCUGGAUGCACCGACAGGUGCGCCGUCUGGUAACAGUGGCAGACCACCGGCUGCUUACCCCAGUGAGGCGAAUUUCGACACAAACAUGGUGAUUAUACUAGCAGCCCUGCUUUGUGCACUGAUAUGCGCUCUUGGACUAAACUCAAUUGUGCGUUGUGCUAUAAGAUGUAGCCGGAGGCUGGCCUUCGAAACACCGGAAGAGACAGCUGCCCGGCUAGCAGCCACUGGCCUGAAAAAGAGCGUGUUACGCCAGAUUCCGGUGACUGUAUAUGGGUCGGGGAUAGGUAUUCCGGCCACAGAUUGUCCAAUUUGCCUUGGUGAAUUUAUGGAUGGUGAGAAAGUUAGAGUUCUGCCAAGGUGUCACCAUGGUUUUCACGUGAGGUGUAUUGACAUUUGGUUGGCAUCACACUCCUCCUGUCCGACGUGCCGACAGUCUAUAAACGAAAAACCGACAUCUUCCGAAGCAACAGACGUGGAAGCCGGGCAGGGAAAUGCAUCAGGAGGGCAUGGUGAUGUCCCUGGAUCAAUUGAAGAAGUAGGUUGA
Messenger RNA from Ilex paraguariensis (yerba mate), 576 nucleotides. Lineage: Eukaryota; Viridiplantae; Streptophyta; Magnoliopsida; Aquifoliales; Aquifoliaceae. The record is from the annotation of a GenBank genome assembly.